UUGUGACAUAUUUCACAGAAGUUUAUAUUUUUUAAAGAAAAAACUAUAAAAUUAAGCAAGAAUAAAACAAAAAUUAAAAAUAUAACAAUUCCCCAUUAGAAAUUAAUUAUUAAUUCUAUGAAUUUCCUUCGUUAUAACUCAAUAAAAUGUCUGCAACUUCUUUUGUGAUGCCCAAUGACUUGUCAGACUUGUGUCGCGUGUGUUUACAAUUGCCAGAGGAGUCUCAGUAUUUGGACUUGGCCACCAUUUACGACGAGGAAGACAAUCUAACAUAUGGCGAAUGUUUUACUAUUUGCACCCACAUAGAUUUAAAUGCCGGUGAGGGUGUACCACAUCAUUUGUGCAAAUCUUGUGGCUUAGAAUUGCAAAUGUCCUAUGAUUUUCAUAAAAAAAUCGAAGAAUCCAAGAGGGUGAUAGAACAAUGUCAAAAGCAAAUAUAUGAACAAAAAGCAAAUGUUGUGGGUGCCGUGGCCAGUAUAGAACAGCCAAACAAUGUGAAUUCUGAUGCGUUAGAAGAAAUGGACAUUGUGCAACUAAUAAAUAAUAAAUAUGAAAUAAGUGAUGAUGAGGAUGAGUUGGCUGAAACAUCACAAGAAUUGGAAGAAAUGUGCGGUAUGCAACAUGAAAAUGAACAACAUUUUGAGAGAGAGCCCCAUGAGGACGAAGAGACUGAUGAAAUGGAUAUUAUAAAUAGAAUUUGUCAAAUAGAAGCCAACACACAACUAGAAGUACCCCCAGAUAAAGAUUUUAACACAAGUCUGAAGCCCUUGAAUGAUCAUGAUAUUGAGGGUGAUGAGGAUGAAAUGGAAGACUAUCAGAAUUUGGAAGCUUUGGAGGAUGAAGUAACGGAAACAAUACAAAUAAACGUAACAAAAUACAAUAUUAUUGAAUGUGGCGAAAAUGAUGAAUAUGCUGAAGAUGAUAAUGAGGGGGUGGAGGAGGACGAGGAAUAUUAUACACAUGAACCAAAUGAGGAUGAUAUGGAGGAACAGUUAAGAUGGCAAAAUAAUGUGGUAGCUGUAGCCAGUAAAGAACAUUUACCCAUUAACAUUGAAGAUGACGAAGAGACGGAGGAGGAGGCAGAGGAAGAGACGAUAUAUAAAACAGCUGUGUUUAAAAAAAAUGAAAAUCAAAUAAUACUAGAAGAAAGUUUACAGGAUGAAAAUGUUGAGCAGGAAGAAGACAAUGAAAACGAUUCAAAUACCGAAGCUUCUAAGAAAACCUCUAGCGCCGACAAGAAUAGCAAUAAUAAUAAUACAUCCCGUAAACGUCAUGUGGGCUCUUACAGUUGUGACUAUUGCCAACGAGUUUAUCCCAACUAUUCGCGCAUGAAAACCCAUCGUCGUUGUCAUGAGACGGAUCGACCGAAAUUCUCCUGCUCCCAUUGUGGUCGCAUGUAUGCCACCAAACAGGCACGCGACUGUCAUAUACAAACGGCCCACGAGAAAUCCGGCUACAACUGCAGCAUUUGUAGUAAAGUUUUUGCCAUACGCAAAAGUCUAGAAAUACAUGUACGCUAUCAUACGGGUGAUUUUCCUUACGCUUGCAAGUUAUGUGAUCGGAAAUUUGCUCAAGCCUGCCAUUUGAAUACACACGUUAAUGUGAAGCACAAUAAAAUACGCUUUUCCUGUGAUUAUCCAGGUUGUGGCAAGUUUUUCACCUCCUCCACCUCGCUGCGCAAUCAUGAAUUUACCCAUGGCAUUAUGCCAUUCGAAUGUGAAUAUUGCCAGCAAGGCUUUCCCGCUAAAGCAAAAUUAAGAAUACACAUACAACGUAAGCAUGGCAUGGACUUGAGCAAAGAUCAAUUGGAAAAUAUGCGUAAAUUUCAUGUUAUGCGUUCAAAAGUUAAUUUAGUGCAAUUUGUGGACACGUAGACUUAAAUUAAUUAAUUUUAUUAAACAUUUUUCUUAAUUUUCCAUCAUGUAAAAUAAUUCAAAUACAUAUAUGUAUAUUUUAAACUAAAAUUUGUUUAUUUAAAAUAUGUAAAUACUAUUUUGUAUAGUAUGAACUAAAAUGCAAAACGUAAAUAAAUCAAGCUAUAAAACAGUAUAA
Molecule: messenger RNA, 2052 nt
Organism: Calliphora vicina (urban bluebottle blowfly)
Lineage: Eukaryota; Metazoa; Arthropoda; Insecta; Diptera; Calliphoridae
Product: zinc finger protein 652-B
Exons: 3
Coding region: 147-1874 (575 amino acids)
Biological process (GO): regulation of transcription by RNA polymerase II
Cellular component (GO): transcription regulator complex; PcG protein complex; chromatin
Molecular function (GO): zinc ion binding; DNA-binding transcription factor activity, RNA polymerase II-specific; RNA polymerase II cis-regulatory region sequence-specific DNA binding
Source: RefSeq, a predicted model, not a curated record